Colletotrichum destructivum is the source of this 1589-nucleotide messenger RNA. RefSeq lists its product as uncharacterized. The record is from RefSeq and is a predicted model, not a curated record. The transcript is spliced from 3 exons. Lineage: Eukaryota; Fungi; Ascomycota; Sordariomycetes; Glomerellales; Glomerellaceae. Bases 48 to 1397 code for a protein of 449 amino acids.
CCUCAGCAAGCGUAGGACCGUUUCUUCUCAUCCCCCAAGCCGCCAAGAUGCUCGGCCUCCUGUCCCUCGCCCUGGCUGCCGCCGCCGCCACCGGCGCCCACGCCGCGAACACAACCACCACCCUCCGCCCCGUCCUGCGGCCCGAGUGCGACAAGAAGGACCCGGCCAACCUCGUGCCGUCCAACGAUAUCACGCUCAGCUAUGGCGCCGCGGACGAGAGCCUCGUCAGCGUCGUGCUGGCCAUGAAGUACCCCUCGGUCGUGCUCGAGGAGGUCGCCGCCGUCGCCGCCGUCGCCUGCGCCGACGCGAGCAUCGCCGUCACCUUCAGCGACGCGGCCGCCUUCGCCCAGACGUCGCGCGAGUGGAACGCCCUCGACGACUUCGUCAUGGUCACGAACCACCUCGGCAACUGCGACGUCGCCAACGAGCGCGGUUUCUUCCUGGUCGACACCGUGACCUGGGACGAGGCCUCGCUCCGCGUCGUUGCCAACGCCCACAAGAGUGACGUCGCCAACACGGCCACCUCGACGGAGAUCUCCUUCUCCAACGUCCCCGUCCAGAACCCCGCCGCUGCCAAGCGUGAUAUCAAGCUGGACGAGGGCGGCCUGCACAUCACAAACACGCUCGCCCUGCCCGCGGCGACGUCCCUCUUCACCUACGACCCUUACGUCGCCAUCACCGCCGACGAGGCCUCGCUGACCUCCAACAUGACCUUCUCCGGCAAGCUCAAGUACACCAUCAUCCCGCCCAAGGUCGAGCAGCUCGAGCUCGACAUCGAUACCUACUUCGCUGCGUCCCUCGGCCUGACCGUCGACGUCAAGGCACCCUACUCUGGAAACUUCACCUACGACCCGGAGGACCUGGGUUACGACUUCGUGGACAUCCCCGGCAUCAUCAAGCUCGGCCCCGCGCUGGGCUUCGCCAUCGGCGUCGAGCUUGAGGCGGACGCCGUGGCGAGCAUCACCACGGACCUCGGCCUCACCUUCCCCGACGCCAAGCUUCACCUGGACCUCGUCGACUCCGCCGCGACGGCCGCGACGGGCUGGGACCCCGUCUGGACCGCGCACGCCAACAUCUCGGAGCGGGCCGCCAUCGGCGUCAACCCCUACGUCGACCUGGGCGUCGAGCUCGUCUUCGAGAUCCUCGGCGGCGCCAUCGACCUCAGCUCCGGCGUCACCACGCGCUCCAAGCUGGUCAACGACUUCACGCUGUCCGCGAGCCAGGGGGUCGGCACCGGCGGCGUCGGCAUCGGGCAGGACAACACGGGCUGCCAGGAGGGCUUCGCCGUCAAGAGCGACUUCUUCUUCAGUGUCGUCGGGUUCGCGACGCAGUGGUGGUCGCGGGAGCUGUACAGCGUCGAGGUCCCUGUCGCGGACGAGUGCUACACUUGGUUGUAGGCGGUCGGUCGCCGACCCGCAUGGUCCGACGAUAACGUCAACCAAGAAGAGUAUUCGAGAGAGAAGCUCUCAAUGGGCCAGUGGGCUUAUUUUGGUCGACCAAUUGGUCGACGGCGGAAAGACUAGUCACCCGCGUGCAGUGCACAUGAUGUUAAUGGACACAUCAAUCUCGAUCAAGUAAUAUAAGUUAAU